Messenger RNA from Nilaparvata lugens (brown planthopper), 2457 nucleotides. Its product is annotated as guanine deaminase-like. The record is from RefSeq and is a predicted model, not a curated record. The transcript is spliced from 3 exons. The coding region runs from base 46 to 384 and encodes 112 amino acids. Gene Ontology annotation, molecular function: guanine deaminase activity; zinc ion binding. Lineage: Eukaryota; Metazoa; Arthropoda; Insecta; Hemiptera; Delphacidae. Gene Ontology annotation, cellular component: cytosol. Gene Ontology annotation, biological process: guanine metabolic process.
AGGUUUUGGUUUUUAAAUGAUGUUUCAGGAGGCUACAGUGCAUCAAUGCUGAACUGCAUGAGAUCGGCUAUAGAUGCUUCAAUCGUUACAUUCUUCCAAGACAGCCAGAGUUCACCUUUAACAUACAACGAUGUAUUUUACAUGGCUACCACUGGAGCCGCAAUUGCUCUCGGAAUGGAAAACAAAAUAGGAAACUUCAAAGUUGGCAAGAAAUUCGAUGCUCUUUUGAUAGACAUGAGUGAAGAAAUCUCGUUGUUCAAUUCUGAUGAUUCAUUGAGUAACAGCGAGAUUUUUCAAAAGUUUCUCUAUACUGGAGAUGAUCGAAAUAUUUCUUCAGUGUAUGUUAAUGGAGUUAUGGUAAAGAGUGAUGCAACAUCAAACUGAUAUUCUUGAACAGUGCAAAUUAGCGAAUAUCGCUCUAUAUUACAGAAUUAUUUUAUAUACCUACAUUUUUUUUAUAAAUUGUUAUAUUUAUGAAAUUUGAUUCAUUUUUGUAUUCUGGAAUACAGCUUAUCUAUAUAUUAUUUACAAAGAGGUUGAAAAGACACGCAAAUGUAAAUGAACCUCUAUGUAAAUAGCAUCAAAUGAAGUACCUACAACGAAUUCGGAUAUCAUUGAACUGGGCAUUUUCCACAUUAAAUGAGAUUUGAUGAGGCAUGAAGAACCUUUUGGAAACCAUGAACUAAAAGAACCAUGUCUAGUGCGAAAGUGAUUAAAAAAGGGAGAAACUUUCAUUACCGUAAAAAAUCUCGAUAUUAUAUUUUCAAUUAGUAGAAUAAUUUGUGUUUUGGUAGAACACUUGAGUUUGUCUUAUACUUAUGUCAGUAAAGGGUAAUGGGAAUACGUCGUCGACUGUGAAAGAGACAAGUAGGCUAUGUGGUAUCUCAAAUGUUUAUCAAUUUCACAGAAUUAAUAGUAAAGGACCCUUGCGAUCAUCAGUAGAGAAAAAUUCAAAAAAUGAAUACCAAGAAAGUCAGAAAUAACUCCCACCCACUCAACGGAAUGACGCUCCCCUCAGAUUCAGCACCCAGACCCGGAAUAAAGGGCAAAAGGUCGCCAAUAGUUCUGUGGCCUAGUGCAAGAAAUACCUAUUUCAUUUCAUUAUUUCUUUAUUCAUAAAUUUGUACAUUGUAUACAAUGAAUAGUGUCGUAAAUAUAUAUCUUUGAUUAGAUACAAUUAAAAAUAAAAUACAUAACAAAUAAAAUAUCUACAGAAUACAACAAUACAAAAAUACAAUAAAAUUCAACUCAUAGGAGCUGAUCUCAUUCAUUCAAAUAUUUCUUCGAUAUUAUAAAGAGCUCUUCCAGUUAAAUAUCUCUUUUACCUAUGUUAAAAUACCAACUUUCUCACAAAUCAGCUUGAAAUUUCAGCUUGUAUUUUCGAACUACGGAAUUUCGAUAAGGAAAUGCGAGUGCUAGAAGUGCAGAAGUACUUUACAUUGGUAGUUCUGGCACGGAGUAUGAAUGGCAAUCUAAAAGCCUAUGUCUUCAUUGGUAGUUUUCGCUCUCUUCGAGUGGAAUAACUAAAUCAUGACAUUGGUAGUAAAAAUUUAUAACUUUUUAUUGCUUAGGACAUUGGCACUUCUGGAACUGAAAAUAAUCGAUAUUAGUGUAUUAAACUCAUUAAAAAAAAAACAUUGGUAGUUUUUGAGCCACAGAAUUAUGUGUAGUAGAUACCCCGGCCAAAAAAUGCCGACAGGUGUUAUGUAAUGAAACCUAUAAAUGAGAAAUAAGAUAUCCCACAUAACUGAUCGACUUCCAAUCGACAAGGUGACAAAUACGAUUGAAUGAACCCACGUUGGGUGAGGGAAAAAUAGAGCCAACUGGAGGGAAAACUUGAGUGGAAGAAUCUACGCUAGAAGAAAGUAAGGGUUUAUUGAAGAGGCCCGUGUUACAUAAUGAAAUGGACGCAUCUUAACAUAAACAACUAAUUGUGAACAAAUACUAACCACAUCCUGGCGUAAAAGAGGGAACUGAAAUGGCGAAAUGAAGGAGGGAAUUGAAUUUCCUUUGUUCCCCUAAAAAAGAUAAAUUUGUAUUGUUAUCCUUUGUAUAUUUUUUAUUUUUCCUGUGAUAAAUUUCUAGACGGUGUAGAUAGAUGUAGUGGUGUGUAUCAUAAAUGUUGAGUGAGGAACUUUGACACACUGUCUUGCUUGUUGCUCUCCUCUGGGCAGAUCUGUCUACUUGUCAGAUCAAAAUCUAACAGCAGAUACUAUUACAGAUUAUUAUUCAACUCAUAGAAAUUUAUGUUGCAAGUACUUCAGGUGAUGCUAUUGUACUUACAGAAAGGUAUGGUUGCGUGUGCGCAACCUUUUGAUCUCUCUGUUUAUUGUUAUCUCAAUAUAACCUUGAAAAUAAAGAAAUAUAUAGUUAUAUAAAAGAUAAAGAGUUAAACUUCUCGAUAUUUUAAAAAUUAUUCCUGUUUAACCUUACAUAACCAGACCUUUUUUAUAAAUA